Messenger RNA from Sparassis crispa, 462 nucleotides. Its product is annotated as Mitochondrial intermembrane space cysteine motif-containing protein. NCBI's taxonomy places the organism in Eukaryota, Fungi, Basidiomycota, Agaricomycetes, Polyporales, Sparassidaceae. Gene Ontology annotation, biological process: mitochondrion organization. Bases 1 to 462 code for a protein of 153 amino acids. The record is from RefSeq and is a predicted model, not a curated record. Gene Ontology annotation, cellular component: nucleus; mitochondrion. The transcript has 4 exons.
AUGCCUCGUCAGUCCCGCUCUCGCCCCGCUGCUCGACCUGCUGCUCCUCGGCCUGCAGCUCCAGCGCAGACCCGCAGUGCUUCUACCGCCGCCGCUCCUUACGCCGGUUCUGCAGCCCCGCAUGCGCACCAUGCUCCGCCUGUUCCUCCUCAGGCACAGACGCAGUCACGAGAGCCCGGUAUGCUCGCGCAGAUGGCCGCCACCGCUGGCUCAGUAGCGGUCGGCUCGACCGUUGGCCAUGGUAUUUCGCACAUGCUUUUCGGCGGCUCUUCCUCCGCUCCUGCGCCCGUCGAGGCACAGGCACCUCCCGUUCAGCAGCAGCAGUCCUACCAAUCCCAGGGUAUUAGUUGCGAUGUUCAGGCCAAGGAAUUUACGAAGUGCCUUGAGAAGGCUGACCUGCCUUCUUGCACUUGGUAUCUCGAGCAGUUGAAGGCUUGCCAGGCUGCCGCGGCGCCAUACUGA